CUAUAUUUCAUACAAAGUGCCAUUUGCAAACAGUUUCGUUGCGUAGAAUUAAAUGCAUGUGGCAUUAUUGUUUCUUGUUUAAUAACAAAACAAUUUAAGUGUGCAGCGGUUCUUUGAAUUUCUUAGAAUUUACUUUUGCGUACAUAAAGAAAUGGCUUUACAAAGUACAAGUUCAAAAAUAAAUAAACAUUCAAUACCAAUCGAUAUCCUCGACGAUUUAUGCAGUCGUUUCAUCAUAAAUUUGCCGCCAGAAGAUAGAGGCAAUUUGGUACGAAUAUGUUUUCAAAUAGAGCUUGCACAUUGGUUCUAUUUGGACUAUUAUUGCACAGAUGAUAGCACUAGGCUAAACCCAUGUGGGAUAAGGGAAUUUGCGGCACAUAUAUUUCAGCAUGUUCCCCAACUCCGUGAGCAUGUCAGCAGCCUGGAUGCUGUGUUGGAUAACUGGAGAGUGUAUAAGCAAAGUGUGCCAACAUAUGGAGCUAUUAUACUGGACACAGAAUUGUCGCAUGUUCUGCUUGUGCAAUCGUAUUGGACAAAGGCAUCCUGGGGCUUCCCGAAAGGGAAGGUGAAUGAAGAUGAGGAGCCAUGGAAAUGUGCAGCUAGAGAAGUACUUGAAGAGACUGGCUUUGAUAUCACCAAUCUCAUGAACAAACAAGACUUCAUUGAAGCAACCAUUCAUGAUCAAAUUGUCCGUCUCUACAUCGUUGCUUACGUGCCGCGCGACACCAAGUUCCAGCCCAGAACACGAAAUGAAAUUAAAGCAUGCGAGUGGUUUCCUAUUGCUGAUCUACCAGCCAAUAGGAAAGAUAUGACGCCGAAAGUCAAAAUGGGUGUCAGCCCUAACGCUUUCUUCAUGGUUCUACCAUUUGUUAAACGUAUCAGGCGUUGGGUCUCUGAAAGAAACCCCAAAGUAUUCUCGCGAAGAACAAGACACAAAUCUAUGGGAGAACUCGAAUCGUGCAAGGGCAAACCUAAAACCAUAUCGCAAGGUUUGCAAAAUGAGAUACAAGAGUAUCAACAGAAUUCUGGGCAUGUACCGAAAAAUAAUGGACAUGCAAAUAGUCAAACGAAGGUCAAUGGCAAUGGCAAUAGAAAAGGCGGGAAAACGACGAAACGUCAACUGUUUACGCCACAGAAUGUCAACAAUGAUACAAACAGAAUAUCACCAGUACAAAAUGAAAGUGCAAACGAUGAUUUUGAUAAUUAUUAUAGCGAAUACAUCAACUUCGUUGCGCCUUCGUGGGCUAACUUUAAAUUCGACACACGUGCUAUUUUAGAAAGUUUAAAUUGAAAGGCAGUUUUUAUGAUAUCAAGAACUGAUAUCGGCAAGAUAUUUUCGUGGACGAAAUAAAUUUUUAAGAC
This is a messenger RNA of Zerene cesonia (dogface butterfly), 1362 nucleotides long. RefSeq names its product m7GpppN-mRNA hydrolase (gene DCP2). The transcript is spliced from 4 exons. Gene Ontology annotation, biological process: nuclear-transcribed mRNA catabolic process, nonsense-mediated decay; deadenylation-dependent decapping of nuclear-transcribed mRNA. Lineage: Eukaryota; Metazoa; Arthropoda; Insecta; Lepidoptera; Pieridae. The coding region runs from base 152 to 1291 and encodes 379 amino acids. The record is from RefSeq and is a predicted model, not a curated record. Gene Ontology annotation, cellular component: P-body; cytoplasm. Gene Ontology annotation, molecular function: manganese ion binding; 5'-(N(7)-methylguanosine 5'-triphospho)-[mRNA] hydrolase activity; RNA binding.